GGAGUUUUGCCAUUUAUGGCCCCUGAAGUGCUAAGGGGACGUAAACAUACCAAGGCAUCUGAUAUAUAUGGCUUUGGGAUGGUAAUGUAUGAACUACUAACUGGCAAGCCGCCUUUCUUUGGCGAAAGGCAGGAUUUGGGUCUGAUAACAGCAAUAAUUGAAGGGAGCCGACCGCACGUUCCACGAUAUACGCCACAGUUCUACAAAGAAUUAAUGGAGCAGUGUUAG
Rhizophagus irregularis DAOM 181602=DAOM 197198 is the source of this 228-nucleotide messenger RNA. The record is from RefSeq and is a predicted model, not a curated record. NCBI's taxonomy places the organism in Eukaryota, Fungi, Glomeromycota, Glomeromycetes, Glomerales, Glomeraceae.